AAGAAAGGUUCAUUCUCGUCUUUUGCAGAAGAGCUUAAAACAUUGUCUCCCUUCAAGAUGUGCGUGUGCGGUCUGUGCCACGUCUUGAGCCUGAUGAUUGUCAGCAUUGUCCUGGCUUGUGUGGACGGAUGUGACAUUGCUCCGGCCACCUGUGGGGCCCAGGCACCAGGGGACGUCAUCAUAGGGAUAGUGUUGCCAUGUCAUCGUAAAGUCAAUGCAAUUCAGGAGCGGAUUAGACCGGACAGCUUCCACUGCUCAGAUUUUGAUCAACGAUCAUUCAUUAAAUCCUUGGCUAUAAUUCAUGAAAUCGAGCAGAUAAAUGCAGCUGGUUUCCUCCCAGGAGUGAAGCUUGGAUAUUUGAUGUGUGACACGUGCGCACAUGCAAGCAAAGCAUUGCACAUUGUAGGGCAGAUACUUGCAGUCAACGCGUCUGUGGAUGGAAUGUGCAACUACACUAACUUCAGGCCCAGAGUCAAGAUUAUUUUAGGAGCACACUACUCUGAGACGACCGUUGCUGUGGCCAGACUGCUCAGUAUCUACAUGGUUCCUCUCCUAAGCAGCACAUCAUCGUCACCAGAACUGAGUGAUAAGCUGAAAUACCCACCUUUCCUCCGAACUAUUCCCAGUGAUAUUCAUCAGACCAAAGCAGUGGCCAGUAUGAUGCGUCACUACAGAUGGAACUGGGUCGGGAUUGUGUAUGGCGAUGAUGAAUAUGGCAAAGCAGCCUUUGAGAGCUUCGUCAGGGACGCUGAGGCUAAUUCUGUGUGCUUGGCAUAUCAAGGAGUGUUGCCUCAUUACCUUGAUCAUCCACAAAUCCAGCAACGUGUCAAGCAGGUCGCUGAGCAGAUCCGUUCCUCAAAGGCCCAGGUGGUCGUGGUAAUCCUCAGAGAAGAGUUGGUGGAGAUCCUCUUUCAGGAAAUGAUCAGGACCAACACGUCCAGGACUUGGAUUGCCAGUGAUGCUUGGUCCAGAAGCUGGUCUCUUGCCCAGAUGGAUGGCAUUGACAGGGUUGGGGACAUCUUGGGCUUCACCUUUAUUGCACAGAAGAGUAAAUCAUUUGAUAAUUACUUGAGGAAUCUUACAGUGACUCCAGGAGGAUACAACCACUUCAUUGAAGAAUACAAGAACCUGAGAUUUAAUUGUUCCUCUGACUGUUUCUCAACUGAAUCCCAAUCCUUUUGUCCCUCACCUGACCCAAUGAAAAUUAAAUCUAGCAGCGCAUGCAAUCUCAGCAGUGUCCAAGAUCAGAACGAUGACUAUCUUGUGACGUCCCUUGACACGAGUGAAGCUUUCCUUCAUAGGGUGUCAGUGUGGGCCACAGCACAUGCUCUCAAAAAGCUGCUGAGGUGCAACAGCUCUUCAUGCUCGGGAGAAAUGGACUUUGCUCCAUGGGAGCUUCUUAGAGAAUUGAAGAAGGUUCAAUUUCAACUUGACGACCAAACUUUUUACUUUGACGACAAUGGUGAUUUUGUAACUGGGUAUGAUCUGAUCAUAUGGGAAAAAUACGGACACCGCAGAAGAUUUCGCAGAAUUGGGAAAUACCAUGUCCUUAGUGAACAAAUACAACUGGACGUGGACAGUUUCACCUGGCAUUUAACUGGCAAUAUCACGGCCCCUGAGUCGAGAUGCUCAGAGAGCUGUCCCUGUGGUUUGGUGAAGAAGAUCUUAAAUGUAUCCUGCUGUUACAGCUGCACACACUGUGUGGAGGGGACCUACUCAGAUGAUUCAGAUCUCGAUGAGUGCAAAGUGUGUCCCACUGGAACCUGGUCUCUGAAGGGUUGGGAUCAGUGUAAGCCAAGACUGGAGUCCUACCUGAAAUGGAGUGAUCCCCAUUCCAUUGCAGUGACUGCAGCAGCAGUCUUUGGCCUUUUAAUUUUACUGGUUACCUUAAUUCUCUUUGUUGUUUACAAAGAUUCACCACCGAUGAAAGAAGCUGAGGUGAGACUGUCCUGUGUGAUGGUGUCUGGUCUGGCAGUGAGCUUUGCCAGUGUACCAUGCUUCAUAGGAAAACCUAGUGUCCACCUCUGCCGGGCCCGCCAACUCAUGUAUGCCAUGGGCUUUACCUUGUCUGUCUCCUGCAUCCUGGUCAAGGCCAUUCGUACUUUCCGGGAUUUCGUUCCCUUUGGACCGUUAAGCAGACGACUACACAAACUUUACAACCCACCUGUUAUUAUUACUGUGACCACUGCUGUCCAGGGAGUUAUUUGUCUUCUUUGGCUCAUCUUUGAUUCUCCUGAUAUUGAUGAGAAACCUCCUGCUGAGCAAAGCAUGGAAAAGAAAGUCCAGUGUACGGAGGGGGACACAUACAUUGGUUUUGGUAUAAUGCUGAGCUACAUCGGUCUAUUGGCGCUGGUUUGCUUCUUCUUGGCCUUCAAAGGCCGGAGGGUUCCUCAGCAGUUCAGUGAAACAGGGUAUAUCAUUUUUAGCAUGCUGAUGUACUUGUUUGUAUGGGUGUGUUUUAUUCCACUCUAUAUCACCAGAAAUGAAGAAGGCACUCUGGUGCAGGUUUCAGCCAUUCUAGUGUCCAACUAUGGCAUCAUCUUAUGCCAUUUUUUACCCAAAUGUUUUCAAGCACUUCACAGGAAAAGGAAUGCCCCUCAAACAGCAAUCAGGCUAACAAGAAGUAGAAGUACAUCCCUUUAAAACUUCUCUUUUCUGAACAUGGACAUAAACUAAGAUAUCCACAUUCAAUUCAAUUCUUCAUACUGUUGAAAACUUGCUAUUUCAGGUUUUUUAAAUUGUGGUUGUAUAGAUACCGGAACAUAAUCAGCACUGCGUCCACUGUGCAUGUCCCCCGGGUCUCCCUGGUAACGCUAACCCGUGUCUGAAAGCAGGUAUACAAGGGAGAAGAGAUUUGAAUAAUAGUCUAUAUCCUCUGCUGUUGUGACAGCACACCAGGUGACGCUAACAGCCUCACAAGUUAAACACCUGCUUCUUCACUCAGUGAACAUGUGAUGCUUGAUGUUUGAAUGACACUGCUGGCUCUAAACCAAAGGAACCCUUCAUGAUGACGAACGUACCUUGAACCUUUGGUGCAGGAGAGUGAGCAGUUGACAAGUUUCAGUUUGUUUUUUUCAGUUCGCUCUCUAUGAAAACAUGGUGGCUUCUUCUGGAUAGAGCACCACCCCCUCUGGCUUACAGCUUUUUGUUCCAGUGGCCACUCAUGGUACUGCAACAGAAACACACUCAUGUUGCCUAAAAAGCAAUUCUAUAGAGCACAAUAAUAAAAGGGAAGUCUGUAAAACUGUUCAAUUUGAGACAUGGACAUAUGCAUAUUUAGAUGUUUAUAUUCUAUUUUUUAUACUUUGUUUUUGUACAACCUUGUUAAAGGCCAAAGCCCAGAAGAAUCUCUGGCUCAGCAGUUUCCUCAGCAGUCUCACGUCUGUUGUCUCCAUGUUGUCUUGUUCUUCUGUGAGCUUGCUUUUUAUCUUAUUUCCAGAUCAAAACUUGGUACCAUUCUAAAAAAAAUGGUAAUAAUUAAUAAACAUACAACAUAAAUGCAAGAUCAUUUAAUAAAAUGUGUAUUAGAGCUAUUGCUGUAAGUGGAAUUAGCAUUUUGUCUGGCUGUCUGUUCUGGACAUGAUUGUUGUAGGUGAUAAUGGUCCCUGUAAUAAAACUAUGGUUGUAAUAAACAUGGUGUAGGUUGCACCGUAGUGAACUCCUGCGGAGCUCAUGCAGAUGCACCUGCGGCCUGUUACCAGUGAUGCCA
This is a messenger RNA of Solea solea (common sole), 3709 nucleotides long. RefSeq names its product G-protein coupled receptor family C group 6 member A. Gene Ontology annotation, biological process: G protein-coupled receptor signaling pathway. Gene Ontology annotation, cellular component: membrane. The transcript is spliced from 6 exons. NCBI's taxonomy places the organism in Eukaryota, Metazoa, Chordata, Actinopteri, Pleuronectiformes, Soleidae. Gene Ontology annotation, molecular function: G protein-coupled receptor activity. The coding region runs from base 58 to 2643 and encodes 861 amino acids. The record is from RefSeq and is a predicted model, not a curated record.